AUGGAAAUAUUUCAGGGUUUUUUUGAGAAUCUUUCGGAUAUCGAAACUGAGCAUACGCGAUGCCUAGCAUUUUUGCUGGUCUAUUCGCACGCGCUGUUGUUCGUGGAUCCGGGUUGUCGUUUCGAUCAGAGCUAUUGCCGCGCUCUGAAACAUGCCAACGAGUUGCGUAUUCGUCUACGUGAGCAAAUUUCGUCAAAAUUAGAAGCAGUAGAGGAUUUCCCGCAUGCAUGGGCUGUUGAGGGACGUUUGGCGCAACCACGUUUUCUGUUUGCAUUCCAUCGUCAUCUUUUGCGUGUGGAUUUAUCGUCCCUGCGAAGGGUUUGUUAA
Messenger RNA from Gongylonema pulchrum, 327 nucleotides. NCBI's taxonomy places the organism in Eukaryota, Metazoa, Nematoda, Chromadorea, Rhabditida, Gongylonematidae. The record is from the annotation of a GenBank genome assembly.